Messenger RNA from Bombus pascuorum, 4240 nucleotides. RefSeq names its product neurotrimin-like. Gene Ontology annotation, cellular component: neuron projection. Lineage: Eukaryota; Metazoa; Arthropoda; Insecta; Hymenoptera; Apidae. The record is from RefSeq and is a predicted model, not a curated record. The transcript has 11 exons. The coding region runs from base 87 to 1457 and encodes 456 amino acids.
GUGUAGCCCCUCGUGUGCCAGUCUGCACCGAGAUUCCGGCGCGAAUCGUUCUUCUUCGUCGCGGCGUCACGCCAACUCCUAGAUGGAUGUUGCUGAACCGCAUUCUCGUGUCAACGAUUUACAUCGUCGCGCAAUUCCUCGCAGUCUGUCCAGCCUUCGUGGAAGGACGGCAAUCGAGGAAUCUGGAAAUAUUGGGGCAAAUAUCGGGUCACCAUCACGGCACGCAGUAUGCAUCGAUAUCGGACAAUUACAAGAACAACUCAGACCUGCCCAGGUUCGCUGAAGAAAUUCAGAACGUGACCGUAAGCAAAGGUCGAGAUGCUUUGUUAGCCUGUAUAGUGGACAAUCUACGAACUUAUAAGGUGGCAUGGGUGCGCGUCGAUACACAGACAAUCCUGUCCAUCCACCAUACCGUGAUCACGCAAAACCCACGGAUCUCAUUGUCGUACAACGACCACCGAACAUGGUACCUUCAUAUAAAAAAGGUUGAAGAAGUGGAUCGUGGAUGGUACAUGUGUCAGGUGAACACAGAUCCGAUGAGAAGUCGACAGGGCUACCUGGAAGUUGUAGUGCCGCCUUCCAUUAUCACGAAGGAAACGAGCACAGACAUGGUCGUCCGCGAAGGUUCGAACGUGACGUUGACGUGUAAAGCUUCAGGCUAUCCGGAACCUUACAUCAUGUGGCGCAGAGAAGAUGGAAAGAACAUAAACUACAACGGGGAUAACGUAAACGUGGUAAAUGGUGAGGUGCUGCAUAUUGUGAAGAUAAGUCGAUUGCACAUGGGAUCAUACUUGUGCAUCGCUUCGAACGACGUUCCACCGCGAGUUAGUCAACGCAUAUCUCUUCGUGUGCAGUUUCCUCCUAUGCUUUCGAUACCAAACCAGCUGGAAGCGGCAUAUAUUGGACAAGAUGUCACGUUGGAAUGUCACACCGAAGCUUACCCUACCUCGAUUAAUUAUUGGACGACCGAACGCGGUGACAUGAUCGUCUCUGGCAAUUACCAUUCUAUUGUAGGCGAUAAAUAUGAGGCGGUUUCCACCGACAACGGCUACAACAAGUACAUGAUGCUGAAGAUUAGAAAUGUUGGCCCGAGGGACUUUGGUUCAUACAAAUGCGUAGCGCAAAAUUCUCUUGGCGGAACAGACGGUGACAUCAAAUUGGAUGAAAUCCCAGCACCAUCAACCACGUCUACUACACCACCACCUUACCAUGUGACCUCAUCAAUGAAGAAGAAUGGUAGAAACGGUAACAAGAAAUUACGACAACGACCUAUCGACUACGAGGUCGAGGAAUGGCGAAAUUCAGAUUACGACAGAGAUUACGAUCCGCCAUCGAUGAGGCCGCCAGGCGAGCUUCCGGUCGACGCCCUAAGUCCGGGCGUUUCCCAUCGGGCUCAACUCGUUCUUCAUCUUUUGGUGAGUCUGCUGUCACUGCUACUUCCAGCCAUCAGAAGGUGAUUCUCACGUCGCGGGAACGGGGCUUCCAGUUCUAGUGUUUAUUGGACGGUGACCAGACCGGAGACGGCUACCAGUUUCCGGUACGCCGGCUUCGGCUGGAUGAUGGACGAGUGCGACGAGACAAGACGCGCUUGAAAUUAUUUUCAUACUAAACGUAGACGUAUACAGAGAGCAAAAAAAAGAGGAUAUUAUAUAUAUAAUAUAUAUAAAUAUAAAUAAAUAUAUAUAAAUAAAUAAAUAUAAAUAUGAUAUGUUGUGUAAGUAUACUUACAGUGAGUAUGAAGGAAUUCCUAGGCUUUUAUGAAUGACGAUGAUUUUGUGGCGCGCGACAUCUUUGCAUUCGAGAAAAGACUUCGUCCUCUCUUGUCAUGUGUGAAUCGAGUAUUCCCGUUUAGGAAAAGAGAAAAGACAAAGAAAAAAGACGAAAAAAUAGAACUUUUCGUAUCGACUAGAAGGAUCUGAUUGCGUAUGAUAAUAGGUUACGCCAACGGUUUUCAGCCGAUAUUAACGCGACACAUCGAUGUUCCGCGAGAAAUUCAACGGUUGUGUCGUUUGGUAUAACGCGUUAUCGCUUUAAAUGUUCCGCCAAAAACGAGUUUUAUAAUCAAACGUGUGUCGCGAAUUUUCCCGAGGCGGCUGAGAAUCACUGGCCUCGAAACGACUCGAGUAGUUCCGUUAGUUCUGUAGUAUUACGAACUCGUCUAUACGAGUUUCUUCGUUUCUUACCUAUGUAAAUACCAUUGAUUUCACGAUUCUCCAAGAUGAUUCAGCGUUCUAUAGAUAUUCUUCUCCAUUGUAAAGUUCAAUCGUUACUCGCGUUCAUUUCAUUAUCGUUAUAUCGUUCACGUUGGUUAAAAAGACGAAUGUUCCUCUUUGUAAAACCAAACACAUACUUUUCUGGUAUCAUGAGGACAAAAAUUUCUUUUAUCAUCGAACGAGAAUAAUUAAAAAUUGUUCUGAAUCGUAAUAAGUCCAAAAAAUGGGAUGACAAAGUACGUAAAUCAAUUCGGUUCGACAAGAAGAAAAAUUAUUUUCUAACGAUUUUACGUACUUUCCAUCCGUAAAACCGAUCUCAUAGCUCGUGAAACGAACAACCGAAGUUGUCAACGUUGAGUUCUCAUCGAUGCAUUUCGUAACACGAUAACUCACGAUGACGUUAGUUAUAAUCUAGUCGAGCGAACAAGGCACAACUGUAUUUCGGUACAUGUAAUGAUAUAUACGUACGCAUGAAAGAAUAAGCGAAAAAUGCAUAAUUAUCCAUUAUAUACACAGGAACAUAUAAUAUACAUAAUAUAUCGAAUCGUAGUUGUGUUGAGAUACGCGCUCUUAGGUUUCAUCAUUAGCUGUUUCUGACUGGCGCAAACGUGCAUGCACUGAUACAAAACGCUAGUCGUACAUACGUAAACAUUGCGGACGCGUUCGCGAAUGCGAUUCGACGCGAUUUAAGAUAAAAAUCGUGUGAGUUAUUGCAUACUAGAAGCGAAGAAACACGAUGAUGAUGAUGAUGUUGCGUAGCCCCGAAUCAUCGACGACGGUGUCUUCGUGCAGAGAGCUUCGUCGUUUCAGUUUCAAUUACGCAUCAGCGAAGAGAAUUCGUGGUCCUCCUGCAAGGCUACACGUCGAUGACAAUAUUUUUAGCUUUAACGAGACUUAAAGUAGAUUUAACGAUCUAUAGAGCGAACACUUUCAGGAAAAUUAGUCAUCAAUUAAUGAAACAUGGGCCAUUUUUCGAUAGAAUCCUUGACCCAUUUUGCUUUCUUCUGCAUGAACAAAUUUAUUUUUACUACUCUUGAUUCGCAUAAUUUUCUGUAAAUACCAGAUAAGUAGAAGCUUUAAACGACAUUUUAAACCUUUGUGAUGCAAGUUCACAGAAGUCUAUUUCGAGUUUCGUUCGAGUCUAACGUAGAUCUGGUAACAACAGUGUAGAUGCAGUGCACUUGGAAAGUCUUGAAUCGCCCAUUUUUAUCAGAACAAUUCGUAAAUGUUUUCGUUCUUUCGUUUGCGAAACGAAUUUUCAUAUUUUUUCGGAAAAUCUUACUUCGUAGUAACACAGUGUCUUCUAUCAAACUUCUACAUUUUAAUUUCAGUUAUUUUAAAAAGAUUUUCAUAGGAUCCUUGUAAAUAAUCCUCCAGUCUUAUAAAAUUCACAAAAAGAGGGUCAUUUCGUUUUUAUCAUUAUGUCUGUCACUUGAUACUGCUAGAUGAUUCGAAACUUUUUAAAUGGAAGUGUACAUGUUCGAAAGAGCUAUGUGGUAUUCUGACAUGUUACUAGAGUUCCGUAUGGAACUCGAGUAUAAAGCACGAGAAAGAAACGUAACGCGUCUUUGCCGAUUGAUUGUUCUGUAAAUAUUGUAGAUACGUUAUGCUGUGAUUAAUCUGAAUCGUCGUCUAUUAAUCACGGUGAUGAUUCGAGGCUGCGAUUGUUGAAGCAAAAAAAAAAAGUGCAAAAAGGCAAGUGUUGUGAAUAGCGUAUUACAGCGACCGUACGAAAUGUUAUGGCGAUGAUCGUAUGAGAAACAUCGUUCAGUAGAAAAGAAAAACCAAAAAAAAAAAAAAAAAAAAAAAAAUACGAGUCGAGGCUACAGCGAUUAUAGAUAUGUCGUAUUGAAUUAUUAUAAUAACGUUAUUAAUGUAUCAUGCCCGAUGGUUUCACUAUGUCGAACGAUUUUUAUGAGUUACAACCGGAUAUCGAAAAACGAUCCGUGAAACGAGCAUUAGAAAUAGAUGGUGAAAUUGUCGGACUGAAUAUCUUAAUAAAUCGAAUACACGACUGCCAUUAUAAA